GUUCAGAGGGCAUGCGGAGGUCGUGUUGUGUUUUUGCUUUCAGAUCGUGUUUUAGCUAGUUGGAAUUAGUGAUGCGAUGUCUUUCUUGAGUCUCUUCACGAGAAGGCAGCUGCCGCAGACCCUGAGCCACUUCGCCCGGGUUGUGAAGCUGAGUCGGCCUCCCUGUAGUUGGGGCUCGUUGAGGAGGCUGCAUGGAUCGUCUCGGCAGCGUGUCGGGGAGAAGGGGCCGUGGGGGAAGAGUCGGGGGCCAGAGCAGCCGCAGUACCAGCUCACAGACCUUGAUAAAGCAGACGCUUUGAUGCUGAGAAAGUCCCAUGAAACAGGAUUUCUCUCGUGGUUCAGGAACGGCCUGCUGGCAACUGGGAUUGGAGUCAUUGCAUUUGUCCAGAGUGAAGUGGGACGAGAAGCGGGAUAUGCCUUCUUCAUCCUGGGAGGUGUGUGUGUGUCGUUUGGUGGGGCCUCAUACAUUGGCAGCCUCUUUGCCAUGCGGAGGCUUAUGCUGCUUUCGGUGCCAGCUCUGCUGCUUCAAGGAUCCGUGGUGGGCACUGUCGCCCUCUUCUGGCUCUGCGCCGUAUCUCUGUACAUCGGCCGACUGGAGGUGGAAAUCAUCCAUGAGGAAGAGGAGGGAGAGGACGAGGGAGAAUGCCAACAGUGCCGCGAUAGGCGUGAGCACCGGGGUUACCGUGGCUCUCAUGACAGCGAGGACAAUGACGGCAAUGGGCAAAACAAGUAGAGAUCUUCUAGGAAUGGAGAGUGGAAAGUUGUGUGUGUGUUGCUCUGAUUCAGGGUUUGUGUAAUGUGUGUGUGCAAGCAGAUUGCUUAUUAAUAUGCAGGUUGUGUGUGAGUGUGUAUGCAAAUCUAUUAUCUAUUGUUAUAAAAAAUAUAAUUCAGGUGAAUUAAGACUUUCUGGACCUUUUGGAAAACUGGUCGGAGAAAAUGCUGAAAUAUGGUGAUAAUUUGGUAGUUAAUCUACACUUUUGGCAAUUUGUUUUGUAAGACUUCUUGUAAUUCAAUAUAUUUUAUGCUGAAUUGCUGACAUUAUUAGUCAAUCUUAAAGUUGCAUUGAUUCUUGUUUUAUUAACUUUUAUUUGUACAUCCUCAAAUCUGCUUUCCAUGGCACAGGAUUAAGUCACUCGUCAGCCAACAGUUACUAGAUGCUGUUUGUCUUGUCAGUUUAUUUAGUUAACUGUGAAUACUUGAAGUUUCACAAAAGUCUUGAAAUAAAGAGAGAAGCCUUGAGAACUAGAAAGAAUUGACAAUGUGCAUGUUUCAAUAUUUAGUUUGAAUAAAGAAAACCAAAAGAGGGUUUUUUGUAUUUGAUAUUUUUUUUCACAGUUGCAGUAGCACUUUCAUCAGCUUUUGUUUGCAUCUAGAGGUAU
Messenger RNA from Melanotaenia boesemani (Boeseman's rainbowfish), 1379 nucleotides. RefSeq names its product transmembrane protein 160 (gene tmem160). The transcript is spliced from 4 exons. The coding region runs from base 77 to 733 and encodes 218 amino acids. NCBI's taxonomy places the organism in Eukaryota, Metazoa, Chordata, Actinopteri, Atheriniformes, Melanotaeniidae. The record is from RefSeq and is a predicted model, not a curated record.